Molecule: messenger RNA, 5099 nt
Organism: Tachysurus vachellii
Lineage: Eukaryota; Metazoa; Chordata; Actinopteri; Siluriformes; Bagridae
Product: POU domain, class 2, transcription factor 1-like
Exons: 14
Coding region: 76-2052 (658 amino acids)
Biological process (GO): regulation of transcription by RNA polymerase II
Cellular component (GO): nucleus
Molecular function (GO): DNA-binding transcription factor activity, RNA polymerase II-specific; RNA polymerase II cis-regulatory region sequence-specific DNA binding
Source: RefSeq, a predicted model, not a curated record
AUUCGGGGGUUUGGCCUAUGCAUUUUCUCCCUGUGUUUAUCAGGGAUGGGUUGUGACUUGUACUAAAUAUUCAAAAUGGCGGACAGAGGCUCAGCGAGUCAAGAUGAGCGCUUGAGAGCAGAUUCUACAAGCACAGCAACAGAAUCAAGUAAAACUGCCAUGGAGAAUGGAAUACACAGAGUCCAAGCUGCUCAAACAAACGGCCUGGACUUGCAGCAAAAACCAAAUGGACAAGCAACAAGUGCAAUCAGCAACAUGCAGGCACAAGCCUUGCUCCAACAGUUGAGUCUGACUUCAGCACAGCAGCAGCAGUUGUUUCUGCAGCAGGCUCAGCAGAUCCUGGCAGCCGCCGUGCAGCAGCAAUCCGCCGGGCAGCAGAGCAGCACCACUGGAGCCAACCUCUCUGCUUCUGCUGCUACACCCAUCACUCAGAUCCCUCUCUCUCAGCCUAUCCAGAUAGCACCGCAGCUGCAACCGACGGGUCUUAACCUGCAGCAGUUUGUGUUGGUGCAGCCAGGACAGCUUCAGCCUGCUCAGUUUAUCAUCUCCCCCUCACCUCAAGGCCAGACUGGACUUCUACAAGGCCUUCAAGCCCAGAAUCUUCUGACACAACUACCUCAAAGUCAAGCCCAGAUCCUGCAGCCUCAGCCAAGCAUUGCUCUGACUACACAGGCAGCAACACCUUCACGAAAGAUCGCUGCUAUGCCAUCUGCUGCACCACUCACAACGAAGCGGGUGGAUGCUUCUCUAGUGGAAGAGGCCAGUGAACUGGAGGAACUAGAGCAGUUUGCCAAGGCCUUUAAACAGAGAAGGAUUAAACUGGGCUUUACUCAGGGAGAUGUUGGCUUGGCCAUGGGAAAGCUGUAUGGGAAUGACUUUAGCCAGACCACCAUCUCCCGUUUUGAGGCCUUGAACUUGAGCUUCAAGAACAUGUGCAAGCUCAAACCAUUGCUGGAGAAGUGGCUGAAUGAUGCUGAAAAUAUGACAUCAGAAUCUGCCGUUUCCAGUCCCAGUGACAUGUCCCCAGGAAUUUGUGAGGGUCUAAAUCGACGCCGUAAGAAAAGAACCAGCAUUGAUACCAACAUUCGUAUUGCCUUGGAGAAAAGCUUUCUUGAGCAAAGUCAGAAGCCUACUUCUGAGGAGAUAACACUGAUCGCAGAUCAGCUCAACAUGGAAAAGGAGGUGGUGAGAGUGUGGUUCUGUAACCGUCGGCAGAAGGAGAAGAGGAUCAACCCUCCGAGCAGCAGCACAAUCAACACCCCCAUCAAAACGGUCUUCACCAACUCGCCGUCAGUGAUCUCUAGUGCGUCAAACACACUGAAUGCCAGUUCAGGGCUCUCUCUCAGCACUGCCUCUGUUCCCAACCUCACACUUGCUGUGCUUGAUUUUCUGUUGACCUCAGGUACAACUCUAGGACCAGUCACCUCAAACACUGCAACAGUCAUCUCUUUGGCACCUGCUGUCGCCACUCCAGCUCCGCCCGUGACAUCCUUGUCACUUACUCCUUCUGCUACAGCAACUCUGUCCAGUGCAAAACAGGAACUGGUCAGGACAACAGAGACUGGGUCCACCAUAGCAACGUCAACUGGACAGUUUCUCGUGUCUCCAGCAGGGCUGGGUGGCGCAAACCUGGCAGCCAUGGCAGCGGCAGCAGGAUUUAACCCAGGGAUUAUAUCACCUUCACAGCUAACCCAGGGGGGGGCGUUACUAAGCUUAGCACCAGCCUCGCUUGGCAAUGCUCUGACUCCAACAGCACUGAUGAACAACACUACACUGGCCACUAUUCAGGCCCUUGCAUCUGGAGGGGCGCUACCCAUAACCUCUAUCGAUGGAAACGGCAAUGUGCUCUUUGCCAAUACCAGUUCAGGAGGUCCCACGCCCAAUCUGAUGACCACUCCUGUUCUUUUCAACUCACCCCUGUCUCUGCUCCCCACCGGUGUGCUUUCAGCAGGCGGAGCUGGUGGCGGCGCUCUUAACCUACAGGUUACUGGUGAUGUGCACCAGAGUGCUCUGCCAGUUAAAAGCAUCACUGUGGCCUCCAAGGCUCAAUGAACAUUUUGCUUCUUCCCUCACUCUCUUUUUAGACAUUUAUUUAAUCCCUUUGCUACUACCAAAUACUGAAACAUUUUAUUAUAACUGCAAAUUUUUAUCCUUGCCCCAGGAGAAUUUGUUACCUGUUUAUGGACAAACCAACUGUCUGUCCUAGCAGCUGUUUUGGAGCCUUCAUGGAAAUUAUUUGAUGGUAUAGUGAUGCUGAAGAAGCAGGUGGAAUCUUUGUAGACAUCUUUUUGCAUGGGUUGUGGGAUGCUUUUCCUGAAAUCAAUCUCUUUUUAAAAAGGAAAAAAAAAAUAACCUUUUGAUCGAACCAAAAAAAAAAAGUGAGAUUUUGAGAUCACGUUAAUCAUCCUUAAACGAGAUUACUGGGCAUAGACGAGCUUAUGUUCACUUUGUGCAAGGUUCUUUUUAUUUCUGGGUCUGUCGUGCAGGUCCGUAUUCCAGAUUUAUAACCAAGAUCCUUGCAUAUAUUUUACGGUUUGAGUCGGACAUGUUACUUCACGUUGUCUCAGUAGAUGUUUUUAGAAGUCUUUUAAAAUAAAUAUAUAUAUAUAAAUAAAUAUAUAUUGUUCUAACUAAUGUAUCAAUUUAUGAACACGGUUAGAAGGCUUUAAAACUAGUAAUAAAUCCGAGGCUCUGAUUCAAAGCUGGGUCUCUUUACGAGCAGUGCAAGGAGUCUUUGUUCUGUCCAACUCUUGUCUGCAAACACUGAUCUUACUUUAGUGCCCCAAUGUGGCAGUCACUUGAGGGCAGAUGAUGUCUACAAACAGCACUGAUGUUAAGGUUCAUGUAGGAGGGAGAAGUUAAUUAGAUUCAGGUUCUGAAUAGAUGAGGCUUUGAACCACAGAUGACGCAUCCCUUCAUACACGAUAACUUAUCCGAUUCAGUUGAACUGCAGUUCGUCAAUUCUGAAGGUCUGUUUUAUAGGGAUGCUGACGCCAGCCUUUUAUCUUAGUGAUUUUCAUAACCGCUAAACCAAAUGUCUGAUCAGUUUAUUGAGAGAAGUCAACAAUGUAGCUUUGCACACUGUAACACUUUGUAUAUUUGCCUAAGAAUUGAGUAACUGCUAAACUAAUAUACAUGGCUUUAUUCUCUCAGACAUGAUCUCUGUGGACUGAGGCACUGAGGGUGUGUAGAUCUGAUAUGAAAAGCUUCGACCAAAGUGGACAUAGAUAUAAACGACUACACGUACAGGUCACUGAAAAGGCCGAGCAGAUCCACUUUGUACAUGUUCUCCGUUCGCCAUCGUCGCUCGAGCAUCAGUUAAUCAUCUGUGUCUAGAGGCAUGACACAAGCUGGACCUCUGCUUUCGUAGCUAACACAGUUUAUUAGUAAUACAUCAGCGUUUAGUAUUAAAGUAUAAUACUGACUGAGGCACAACGGGGGACUUGGAGCUAAUUCUCAUUAUCAGUAGAUGAUUAAUAAGGUUUUGUGCUUCAAAAAACAUCCAAACUACUUAAAUAAAUUCUUCACUAGAAGCUCAGAGACAGGUUUAGUCGUCAUUUGUCGUUUCAUAAAAACUUGGCACCAAAGUUAUCCAGCACUAUGCAGUUUAUUUAAAUGCUCAGAAUGCUGCAAAAUAAUCAGGUUUUCAUUUAAUAAUACUAAAAGUAUUUGGGGUUUUUUUUUUGGCAUUAAACAGACCUUUCCUAAUGCUCAUUUUGGUAAUUAAUACAUUUAAAAAAAAACAAAAAAAAACUACUGCACUGUAAGUACUACUAUUAAAGGUGCCCUGCCACACGUAUUUCAUUACUUUUGUGGUAAUGUCUGAAGUUUACCAUGGACUCUGUAACUUUUUUUGUGGAAAUAAUGCCUUGGUUACCUUGUUUCAAGCCAUUCUAAUGUGGUAUAGAAAGCCUGCAGGAAGACUCGGCUCGAUUUGCACCAGUUCUCAUGAAUAUUCAAAUGAGCUAUGCUGCUUGGCUCCGAUUGGCUAACCGCUAGGAUAUGAGAGCAUGACUAUUCAUUCACCCAGCGCAAUAAGUAACCUAGUCUAGAGGAAAUUUGUUUACAAUCACCUUGAAUUGAGGCAGAAUGGCUUCUUCACAAGCCCGUUGACGUUCAGCCAUCCUUGCUGUAUAGGAAACUCACUGAGCUGCACGAAUUCUGGGGGCGCGGCCUCAAGUGGGAGAGCUCAUGAAUAGUAAUGAGCUCAGUCACUCUGACGUCAGACUGAGCAGCUUUUCAAACUGAUCUGAUUUCUCCCCUUAUUUCUUUUAAGUGGCUAGAACUGACCGGGGAGGUAACAGUGCGUUAUCAAAUUCACGACACAACACAAACACAUAUGGACCUGAUACAUAUCAAAAAAUACAAGUAAAAACGGUUUUGUGUGGAAGGGCACCUUUAAGGUUCAUUUCUAACAUGCCAAAGCAAAUUCUUCCUGCAUUCCUUUGAUUAUCAUUGUGGAUGAUGUUAACCAGAUGCUAGCACAUGGAUCUCUCUCGCUUCUCGUCAGGUUUCCUGGCAAUAGUUUUAAUCUUUAUCUUUAGUUGUUACUAUAUACAGCUAUACAGCAUAAUCUGCUUGCUAUGCUAUAAACCAGAGGAUUAACUGUAUAAAUAGAUACUUGACAGAUAUCCUGCUUAUUGUGAUGACACAUCUGCUUACAACUUUUGCUACGUUUACUAAGACGACACGACACUUCAGCGACGGAAGAAGUGUGAAAAUAAUUUAUUAGACAAAAAAACUCGUUAAACAGAUCGUUUGUAUCUUAAGUAAGCUUGCCUAUAGAGUGUUUCUAAGCACUACAGGUAGAAAAUUCGACUUCUGUGGUCGAUGGAAGUUUUCAUAGAGCGUAACGUAAUGUCAGCUUCUGUAUUCCAGCACGUAGCCUCGUACCAAUCUACUGUAAACCUAGUUUAAAUAACAGGUGCACUGCCUUGUUUGGGUGAGAAACUCAAACUAGGACGCAAUAUUUCUCACAAAGGAGGAGUUUUGCCUUAUUAGUCAUUUCUUAUUAGUAUUUACACAUGCUUCAGGUUCAAUUCAUUCUAGUUUGUGUUCACAUCCUCUUGGGGGGAAUAAAAAUAUAGCCCAAAAAAAAA